Messenger RNA from Malus domestica (apple), 1509 nucleotides. Its product is annotated as AP2/ERF and B3 domain-containing transcription repressor RAV2-like. Gene Ontology annotation, molecular function: DNA binding; DNA-binding transcription factor activity. NCBI's taxonomy places the organism in Eukaryota, Viridiplantae, Streptophyta, Magnoliopsida, Rosales, Rosaceae. Gene Ontology annotation, biological process: regulation of DNA-templated transcription. The record is from RefSeq and is a predicted model, not a curated record.
UUUACAGAAAAAGACUCUGGUUCUAGUUCUCCACUUCUUGCGAAUCCAAAUACAAACCCUAAAAACAGUGUUUCAUUUUCAUCUUUGUAGGUCAGUUUGCGAGAAUCUCAAUUCUGAAGAAAUACGAACUAAUCAAACUAUAGAGUGUGGAAGUCCGACCAAUUAUUCGCAUCAUCUUCUUCCCACAGGUCAAAUUACGCUAGAAAUAGAGUUUGAUUCUCGUUCUCUCUUCUUCCGGUCCCAAUACCCUAGCUAGAAAACCUUCACUGCAUAUUCUCCACUCAUUUUACUCUAUUUUUUUGUGUGCAUUAUAUAAAUUCAGUAAGAUUAAUUAACUAAUGGAUUUGAUGAGUUGCUGGAAUAGAAGCACAAGGGACUACUCAACAGUGAUUGGAGCAAAGGCUGCCAGUUCAAACAAGUUGCCUUCUUCUAGCUACAAAGGAGUAGUGCCCCAGUCAAAUGGCAGAUGGGGAGCUCAAAUAUACGAGAAGAGUCAUCGUGUGUGGUUGGGAACCUUCGAUGAUGAAGAAGAAGCUGCUAAAACCUACAACAUUGCUUCGCUAAAGUUCCGGGGUCUUGAUGCCAUCACAAAUUUCAGUCCGAACCAAAUGACACCCUACGAACGUGAUGUCACUGAGGCUCUUUUCUUGGAGUCCCAUUCCAAGGCUGAGAUUGUUGACAUGCUUCGAAAACAUUCUUAUGCCAACGAGCUCGAGAUGUACAAGCAUAAGUUGUACAAUGGUGGUGCCCUAGGCCUUGAUGCCGGCGGAAAGCGUAUGAAGUGUCACCUUGAUUUAAUGGACACAUGUAGUAGCGAGAGGGAGCUGCUUUUCGAGAAAGUGGCAACACCAAGCGAUGUAGGGAGAUUGAACCGCAUGGUUAUACCAAAACAACAUGCCGAGAAGCAUUUUCAGGUUCAUCUGAGUGUAGGGUUUGGUAAGGGGGUGUUGUUGAAAUUUGAGGAUGAGUUGGGUAAUGUGUGGAGGUUUGGGUAUUGUUAUUGGAGUAGUAGUCAGAGCUAUGUGUUGAGCAAAGGGUGGAUUCGCUUUGUGAAGGAGAAGAAGCUGAAAGCUGGUGAUGUUGUGAGGUUUGAGAGAUCAGUAGGGGAGGAUAAGAAGCUGUUCAUUGACUGUAGACCAAGAAACGUCGACGUGUCGGGGAUCAGGGAGAUGCAUGGUAGGGUUGGUCAGCCUUUAGGGACGGCUCAAGAUGAUGGAAUGGUGAGAUUGUUCGGAGUUAACAUACAACCUUCUACCUGGCCUCGGUACCAGUAGUGGAGUGUCUUGCUACUUUCAAACAGAAAUGGAAAAUUUGAGCAAAAGGCAAGGGAGAAAGAUCGUGGAAACAUGUGUAGUUGUUAUAUAUACUUUUAAAUUGUUGCAAAAAUACCAAAAAGAGUCAUUUGAAGUGACUUAGUGAGACAUGAUAAAUUUAGAAAAAUCCUAUGAAAGAAAGUUUAUUUCUGAGUCACAUUUAAUAAAAUAAGGAAGUAAUGUACUCUGCUCAAAG